UUCAGUUGUGCUGGUGGUAUUGGAGGCACGGCACAAUGGGCAAAAGCAAAUCGAGGGAGUGAAAAGAGCUGAGACGCACAUGGCUUUUAAAUGGACCUCACCAAUAAACAGUUGUGACUUACAGCCCAGAAAGGACAACACAAGGGGACCUGCACAGACUCUGUCUUUGAAGCACUGGCCAGGAAAAAAGUUGCCAGGCAUUUUUUUAUUUUUUUUUUUUUCAGUUCUGACAGAUUCAUUGAGGAGUCAGCUGAUGGGACGGUGAGCAGCGUUUAAAGAAGCUGAAGAACGAAAGGUUUUAACCUGGAUCUGAGAACAAAAACAGAACAGCAAAGGAGAGAGAGAAGACGAACACGCAUGAGGCAACCUACAAUGCACUGAUAGCGAGGAAUGGAAAGGAUCAGCGUGGAAACAGACUGGGAUGGGUUAGGUCUCUCCUCUCCGGGCGCCAAGGGAAGAAACAUCUCCUCGUUUGUUACUGAGCUGAACUCACUCAACAUUUCUCGCGGCGGAGGGUCCCUCUUUGGGAUCUUAAUAGAGAACGGCUCCAACGCCACGUCUCACACCGAUCCGCAACCCAGGUCGAGGGACCAAGGCCUGGCCCGGGCCGAGAUCGCCAUUCUGGGGGUGGUGCUGGCUCUCACCACGCUGGGCAACAGCUUCGUGUUGUGGGUGCUUUUGAGAAGGAGGAAGUACAAUGCACCGAUGCAUCUGUUCAUGGUCAACCUGUGUGUGGCUGACCUGGUGGUGGCUCUCUUUCAGGUUCUGCCCCAGCUGAUAUGGGACAUAACAGAGAGGUUUCAGGGGCCCGACUUGCUCUGCCGGUCCGUCAAGUAUUUGCAGAUUGUGGGGAUGUUUGCUUCUUCCUACAUGAUAGUUGCCAUGACAGUCGACAGACACCAUGCCAUCUGCUGCCCGCUGCAGGCCUACCGCGUUGGGGCUAUGUCCCGCUGGAACACCCCUUUGAUAGUGGCGUGGGCUCUGGCUCUGGUCCUCAGCAUACCGCAGGUGUUCAUCUUCUCCCGCUCGGAAGUGGCUCCGGGUGAGUUCGAGUGCUGGGGUCACUUCACCGAGCCGUGGGGGCUGAAGGCCUACGUCACCUGGAUGACCGUGGCUGUGUUCCUGCUGCCCGCCCUCAUCAUCACCAUCUGCCAGAUAAGAAUCUUCCGGGAGAUCCACAACAACAUCUACUUGAAGUCAGAGAGGAUAAUGAUGGCCGAGCUCAAGAGGAGUGAAAUCCUCCUUCGCUUCCGGGGCCUCAGGAAGGAGGACGAGCGAGACAGGGAGAGGGGAAGACAGGCGACCGGGAGAGAAGGAGGAGGAGGACAGCUCCUGAAGGACAAUGACGCCCACGACUGCGAAGUGGGAGAACAUUACGACUAUGUGCCGUCUGUCAUUCAGUAUAGUAGCUGCUGCGGCGAACAUCAGACAGCAGCCACAACGCUGACGCAGGAGCAAAUACAGAACGGCUCAGAUUUCCGGGAGUCCUGUGCCAACUCCGCCCACUGCUCCCUGGACUAUGCCCCCCCUCCACAUCAGGUCACUCCAGCCCCCAGCAUCACCAAGGCAAUGUCCAAGACGGUGAGGAUGACCCUGGUCAUAGUGUUGGUCUAUACCGUCUGCUGGUCACCGUUCUUCAUCGUCCAGCUGUGGGCGGCCUGGGAUCCAGACCCUCCAGACCAAGGAGUGGCCUUCACAAUCCUGAUGCUGUUGGCCAGCCUGAACUCGUGCACCAACCCGUGGAUCUACACGGCUUUCUCCAGCAGCGUGUCCAGAGAGCUUCAAAACCUGCUGCAGUGUCGGUCACGACUCGGCCGACGCGGCUCCCUCCCGGACGACUCUACGGCCACACACACUUCCACCACUAAGGACAACCUGUACUGACAAACACCUAGAAGACGGACACACCGAGACUCGCUUGAAAGUACAUGGCGGCUGGGCUGCAUGGACGCCGUGCCGCGAGGAUCGAUGCCUCUGCCGCUGAUGUCGCCAUCUGCAGCAUCGCCGCUUGAGAACAGUCCGACCUUUACCAGAUGUUUGCUUUGACAAAGGACAGCUGUACCCUCAGCAGGACAUCCGUCUGUACUCACCUGCCUGCUCCGCCCCCGCUCUACCUACAGGAAGGAUGCCAUUGACAUGUCAACAGCACGCGCCGCCGAACCUCGCAGUGCGUCUGCGAUGCAAAAUGACCUGGAAAGUCAAGAGACUUUCACUUCAGUAGCUUCUGGCUCGGGUCUCGUGGAGCGAUUCAUGUGGGGAAAAUAAAAAGAAAACACUGCCUGAUGUUCCUGGUGUUCACACAGCGGAGAACACCAGGAAUGCUAAAGACGGAUCGCUGCAUUAAUAUCCUCUUGGCAGGCCAAAUGCACCAGGCAGCAGACAAAGCUGUGGAUCCAGAGGAACCCGGACAGCAAUAAGAGAGAUGGCUUCGAAACCGAAGAGAACAAAUGUUGUCUUUUUAUUAUUGUUAUUAUUUAUUGUUAAUGAAAGAUCAAAGGCUGAAUUCACACUUUGAAGGAAGUCUUCAGAAGUUGGACACGUAUUCACUCCUGAGGUUGCUGAGUUGAAGUAAAGCUGCAGAAAAACACACAUAAAACACUCUCAAACAGGAGGGGAGAAAGGAGGAAAGAGCAGAAACGAACAAACAGAUUUUCCACGAGCGAAACUACAACGAUGUGGCUGUAGUUUGAGUAAACAUACAAGACUUUCCAAUCACGGAGACUCCGAAAGUAUGAACCACGAACACUAGGAUGAAGAAGUUACAUUCCAGGCGCAGUGCAGAUAAUGUAAAGUAUAUUUAUUGACCACGUACGGCACAACAAAUACUACCUUUUAUUUAAAAGUCGAAUGUGAACCAUCAAAUGUGAUGGUGCGUUGAGGGAAAACGAAAAGAUGUCAAACCAAAGUUUUAGCUACGCAGGUCUUAACAGUAACGAGCUUCAACAGACGUGAGGGAAAUCGCUGCAGUUUAACAGAACUGUUGGGAAGAAAGUCCACAUUAAGAGGGAAAUGAGUCCAAACAAAGUGCCUGGGAUGUGAGUUAUAGAUGUUGUUAGAAGGGCCUCACUGAACGUUUUAAUCUCCAAAUGAUGUCAGCUGUGUUGUUAUUAGACAGAGCUACCAUCAGAGCAGGGAUUGUAAGAGUUGUUAUAUAACAUCAUGAGCCAUUUAUACAUUUUACUUUCUUAUUUAUUGUUUUAAAAAUUACACACACACAUAUAUAUAUAUAUAUUUUUGCACAUUAUUUUUCUUUCAGUGUAUGACAUUGUGCCCCUUCACUGCAUGGCAAACUAAAUGUUUUUUUUAUAUAUAUAUAUACAGUAGGCUAUAUAUAAAAGUGUUAUAAUAGAAGCUCUUCUUCUUUCGACAGAUACAGUACAUCUGCACAGACGUUCCAUCACGCUUCUCGAUGCUUAUGUUAACAGGUUUAGGGUACACAAGUUUCAAAUUCAAUUUUAAAAACACUUUAUUGAAACCGACGGGAAAUUGAAUAAAUAAAUAAAUAAAUAAAUACAUUCAUUGUGGAUUUCCACCUGUCGAGAGAAGGCUGUUCGACUUCGAGAGACGCUGAGGAGUGAGUGUAAUCAUUUCAGUCAGCUCUGAUGCGGCAGGGUCCCGUUAAAACACACAGAUUGCACUGGAUAUAGAGUCAUCAAGGUUCAGGCUUCCCCCAAAGUUUGUUUGUUUCUGACUCGGCAGUCUUUCCGUUUGUAUUGUUGUAAAACUCACUUCGCCGCAGACGGUUGUGAUCAGGCUGUUCUAGGCUUCUGAUUGGUUCCUGAAUAUCUCAAUCAAUUUCAUUUCAUCUGGGGGUAACAGUUUGAUCAGACUGGGAUUCUGAUAAGCAUAAAUGACAUAGAAGGAGGUAAACAGUGGUGUUUUGGAGUGGCCCAUUUAACCUUAAAUAUACAGACUGUUUAAAAAUUAAUUCAGGAUGGGAAAUCAAUCUAUACAAGUCAACUAAGGAAUGCACAUCGAUAGUAAAUAUCAGUGGAGGGGGAUGUAUUUAUCUAAACUUGUGUGUAAUGUAUAUUUUUGACCAAUGCACAUGUGAUAAAAUUCACAAUUUGUUUAAACUGUGCAUCUCUUACUUUCUAUACUAAUUGAAGCUGUAUUUAUUCCACACUUUUAAAAAAAAGAACAAUUUCAAUACAUCAUAAAAAGACUUUUUUCCCCCCCUUUUUUAAAUAAAAUCUAUUUAAAUGCUAGGUGUGUUCAAAUUUCUGACCAGAACUGUAACUCUGUGUGUAUAAUAUUAGGUGAGAUUUUAAGUGUCCACUUCAGCUGAGAUGUUCCUGAAAAUAACGCUGCGUUUUGUUCAGGGCUGUUCGGUUCGGCUCGUUCUCCUGUUUUCACCUGAGCAGCAGCAGCAGCAGCCGCAGCAGCAGCAGCAGCAGCAGCAGCAGCAAUGUUAUGCGAGUCUUCAGGACAAUACUGGGAGGCUUUCAAGGUGCCUGAGGAGCCCUCGCCCUUGUUGAAGGAGUGCCUCACCUUUUCCUCUGUGAGCCCAAAGUGUUUGGGCUUCCAGCACGCCACCGUGCAUUUGUUCCCCAGACUCCAGGCCUCCUACUUUGAUUCUCGGCCAAACAAAAGGUUAUUGCAGCAACGUCCCGUGUCUCACUUUGUUAUAUCAGGAAAUGGAUAAACUUCUCCCAAGCCUUAGGAGUAUUUGUGUGUUUUUCCUCUCUUUCUGUCAGGAAGCAGAAAGGUCAAAGGAUGAUUCCUCUGCAUGAAAAGGCCCAGACUUCAGGUCAGGCACACUUGAUCUUCCCAUUAUUCGUUUCUUUUGGUCAUUAAAGCACAUUAAAAACAGCUUAAUAAUAACAAAUGGGCUAUGAUGGAGAGAAAAAUCACUGACGUAAACAUCUUUGAACAUCAACUAAAAAUAGAUCCAUCCUUGCAGUGAAUUUCUGUUUGACUCCUGAGAGCAGAGAGCCGGCAUAACCGCAGACAUCAUCCUUCCUCUCUUUUCAUAAAACAAGAUCGAUGGGUCUUUACUUGGUCACGAUUUGUCCGCGAUCAGGUGGCACAGCUUGGGUGUCCUGAUGCCCCUUGUUUUUAAACUGAACUGCGGUCAACGUCGAGAUUCAAGGUCACCUCGUCAAUACAGCCAGGCGGCAAGUUCUGCCGGGCCUGCGGCCGCAAUGGGGUGUGAGGGGAAACAAAUGACCUGAGCUGGAUGGCCGCAAGGACGGAGAAAAGGGGGGAUGGGAGGAGGAAAGGGUGCGUCCUCCUUCCUCAGAUCAGUGUGAAGUCAGCCGAGGAAUGACAGGGAGGGGGAUCUGACCUUUAUCUCUGUCUGUAUAAAUCAGAAAUCACACCAGGAGUGAUCUGUCUUACUGAGGAACCCUUGUCUGUCUGCAGACCAGCUGUCUGCUGAAGCUGGUGCUCAGAUCAGUCCAAGACUGCAGGAGCCUUAUCUACCACAACAACUCUAGGAGGAGCAUUAAACUACAUGUCCAGAUAAAGCAAAAGAAAAAUGAUGCUGCUGUUAUGACCCCUGGAUUGCUUUUGCUUUCACAUUUGCAUCGUUACAUGCAAUCGUCAUUACACUUAUUCUUCAUUUAUUUCUUCGUCUAGAGAGAGAUGUGUUUACAUUUUUCAGGCCCUCGUCAGGUUUUAAAUCAAAUUUUUUUUUUGCCUCAUGUUCUCAAGAAAGAAAAAAUAUGACCUGAUUCAAAAAAGGGGGCUCUCUGGGAUCAAGGUUAUCUUUUAUCACUCUGAGACACCUUGUUUUCGUUACACCUCAACAAGCCUCUGCAGCGUUUCGUCUCAUUAGAGUAAGAAUUUUAAAAAAAACCUGAGGCAUGUGGACGCUGUCUGAUAAAACCUGGUUUAUGGGGUUUGUUCAGCACGCAUUUUACAGGAUUUAUGUGCUGUGAAAUGUCUUGUUGUGAUGUGUCUCCUCUGGCUUAACCUGCAGUAUUUCAUAGUGACUGAGCCAGCUGAUCCAUGCAUAUAAACACGGCAUGUUUGGGGAGUGUCUAAAGUGAUAGAGGAGAAAAAGGUCAUUUCAAGAGCAUACAACAACACACAAAAAUAUUCAUAUCGCUAAGAUUUUUACAUUUUGUCUCUUUAAAACUACAAACGUCAGCGUAUUUUACGCAAAUGUGUUGGACAGACCAACACAAUGUAGAGCAUAAUUGUAUGAAAGGGGGAAAAAAAAUGACCCGUCCAUAACGGUAGAGUCGUGCAUUCCACAAAUAUGGACUGGUUUAGAUUAAAGGCAUUUUCAUGAGUUGCAACGGCCACAAAUGUGUGAAAGUGAUUGGUUCAAGCCUCUGACUCGGACGGGCUGAAUACAGAUCCAUGUCACAAUUUUCAGAUUCGUAUUUGCCAAAAAUGUGGAAAAACCAUCGAUCAUUUUUAUUUGACUUCGCUGCUUCAUUACUUGAUGUUGAUCCGUCGCCUAAACUCCAAAGGAAACACAGGCAGACAAAGCAGGUCACAGAGAGCACAGACCAGACAGAGACAAUAGCUAUUAUGCAGAAGUACUGUAAAAGCUGCUCUGAACUGUUUUAUUAGAAGGAGGUAAACAUUUAACACGUUAAACAGAAACUGUUAUUGUAGGGAGGGACGUGGCCAGCGCAGUAAAAAGAUACAGCCCUCUGUAAGAUUACUGAGGUAGCCCAGCGUUUGUUGACCUUCUCCUGUCUUACAGAAAGUUAGAUUGAAGAGCAGCAAAAACAAAGCUUUUGGACAGAAAGUGGGACUCCAUCUCCGAGACGCCAGUUUCCACAUUGCUGAUUCCCAGUAAGCCCAUCAUUGUCUGCCCAGGAGUCAGUGCUUUACACACCUCUGUCAAAGCAGCUUUUAUUUGCCUUACAGCACAUGUACACACACACACACACGCACACACGCCCACACACACACACACACACACGCCCACACACACACGCCUACACGCCGAUGCACGCACAAACACACACUGUUUUUUGAACAUUUCUUUCAAUAACUGAAAUAUGAUAUGCAACUUAUUGGUUUCCAAAUGUUUGUUAAACUUGUUCAUAAAAGUUCAUAAAAUAUAUUUUUUUGAAAUUGAAAAGUUGCGACAAAAUAAAAUUUUAGGAGCCUUUUUUUUUUUUACAUCAAAGUAAUCAGGGGAUGUGUUUGAAACCUGGCAUAUAGUUACAAUGUCAUGCAAGACAAUUAUUGUGCAGCAACAUAAAAGAAGAAAUAUGUUUCAUGUAAAUAACGGAAGAAUUUUACAUUAUGUGUUGCAUAAUUGUUAAAAUACAAUAAAAAAUUAAUUCUCAGACGUAUUUUUCUUUGUAAGUCAGAAUUUGACAUAUAUAAAACUAAUCUUUAACCAUUUGCGUCCU
Gambusia affinis (western mosquitofish) is the source of this 7322-nucleotide messenger RNA. RefSeq names its product vasopressin V2 receptor-like. The transcript is spliced from 7 exons. NCBI's taxonomy places the organism in Eukaryota, Metazoa, Chordata, Actinopteri, Cyprinodontiformes, Poeciliidae. Gene Ontology annotation, molecular function: vasopressin receptor activity; peptide binding. Bases 391 to 1884 code for a protein of 497 amino acids. The record is from RefSeq and is a predicted model, not a curated record. Gene Ontology annotation, biological process: positive regulation of vasoconstriction; G protein-coupled receptor signaling pathway; regulation of systemic arterial blood pressure by vasopressin. Gene Ontology annotation, cellular component: membrane.